Molecule: messenger RNA, 1755 nt
Organism: Macadamia integrifolia
Lineage: Eukaryota; Viridiplantae; Streptophyta; Magnoliopsida; Proteales; Proteaceae
Product: bifunctional adenosine 5'-phosphosulfate phosphorylase/adenylylsulfatase HINT4-like
Exons: 5
Coding region: 609-911 (100 amino acids)
Molecular function (GO): catalytic activity
Source: RefSeq, a predicted model, not a curated record
UCUCUCACAUCCCCCCAAGAUCUCUCCUGCCUCCCACCACGAACCAACCCAUCUCGUCUCUCUUGUUUCCGGUGAUUGCAGCGUCUUCUCCAUCUCCGUUCGGCUCUUCUUCUUCGGCGUGUCACCAUCUGAAGCUAUUGAGUUGACUCCCUGCCCCGAUGUCCCCUUCCUUUUCUUCUCCGUCUCCGUUCAGCCGCACAAGUCUCUCUCUUCUCUCUCGCAGGUGGAGAAGGGGGGAAAGGUAGGGAAACGCUAGGGUUUUGGCUUUGCACCAUGGGCGCAAGCUAGAAUCCAUCCUUCAUACUCAUCUGCUUGUUUUAGAUUAUUUCCCUCCUUGUUCACGGGCUCAAUUUAGGGUUUACAUCUGAGUUUUACUUUCUCCUUAUCAAAUUCUUGGUUCUUUUAGCGGAGGGUAGAGAGCGGCCUCUCUAACCGGAACAAAUUUCACAACACUGGCUCGCGAUUCGCAAAGUCGCAAGGCAGAAGUCGCGACUUUUGUUUCCAUAGACUGAUAACUGUUCGUUUGCCGGUUAACUAGUGCGCCAAGUUAACCGAGGAAGAGGAGAAACAGUUGGAACUUGGGAAGGACGGACGUUGGGGUUAGGGCAAUGGCAGGAGCGGGGCCAUGUGUGUUCUGUCAGAUUGCUUCUUCUUCCACCUCUACCCAACUCCUCCACUCUGAUGAGAAGGUUGUCGCAUUUCAAGAUAUCAACCCUUCCGCGUUCAAGCAUUAUCUUGUCAUUCCUGUGGAGCACAUUUCAACAGUCAAAGACCUCCAAAGGAGAAUGGCAGAUUAUCAAUUGGUGAGCCAUAUGUUGGAUGUGGGACAAACUCUACUACAUAGAGAUGCUCCAGACUCCAAGCAGUAUAGGUAUUGUUUCUUCAUCAGAAAAACAAAUGUUCUUUAUUGAGUGUGGGUUCAUGCUGUUAUGUACAUUUACUACUGGGGUAUUUAUGUUUUUUCCCCUGCAGUACAGUUGGCAGUGAUGCUCUUUGUUAGUGAUCACGAAUUCACUAUAGGGGGAGUGUCCCUAUUGUGAUAUAGGUUAGCUUAGUUAGUAGUUUGCUGUUAGUUAAAGGCAUUCUCAACCUUCUCUGUCAAGGAUGGAAAACUAUUGACCUGUUCUCAACAAAUGAAAUGCAAACAAAUCAAAAUUUUCCGAGGCAUGUCCCUUUGAAAUUUGUGAAUGAAAGGGGCGGUCAAUUUCCUUAUGACAUGUAUGAUGCGGGGUUGCAUUUGGAAUUUUUGAUAAUUUUCAUUUCAUUAGAUUAUAACUUGUGAGAAUGGAAGUUGAUUAACAGAUUUGAUGCAUUCAAUGGAUGAAUAGAUCAUGGAUUUGACUCUUAAGUUAAUCUCAUUGUUUCUUGUUUCUAUGUUUGCCUCUUAUAGAUCAUGGAUGAUCAUGUGGGGAGGCAUGACUUGGUUUCAUGCAAUGCAAUGAAUAAAAUAAUGCUUCAAAGGAGUCUCCCAGAUCCAAACAAUACAGAGUUGACACACUGAAAGAAUGGAUCAGCAAGUUGGGGAAAAAAGGCUGAUAGUUUCACACAUGGAGUUCGUGGAUGAGAUUCCUUCAGAUGGAAAUAAACCCUCCAAACGUAUUGUGUGGAGGGACCUCCCUGUUUUUUGCCUUGUUUUUCUUAUUUGUUGGAAUCAUAAUUGGAUAUUGUAUUCCCCACUGAAUCUUCUAUGUAACACUUGACGAUGUAAGUUUAUGAAUUAGUAACUUAUUUCAAUGAGAUUUACCUUUUUAUUAA